Molecule: messenger RNA, 1752 nt
Organism: Paramecium pentaurelia
Lineage: Eukaryota; Ciliophora; Oligohymenophorea; Peniculida; Parameciidae
Source: the annotation of a GenBank genome assembly
AAUGGCUUCUGCAUUCCCAAAAUUACCAGGUUUUGUACCAACAUAAGAAUUAGACGUAUAUUUAAAAUUAAUCUAAGAAACCAAACUUUAGAAAAGUGUCUUCUGUAAAAUAAGAAUAAAAUCGAGAAAUAGUAACAAAUUGAAGUUUUACAAUAUAAUAGAAGCAACUGCCAAAUAAAGAAUACCCUGUUCCUAGAAAAUAGCCUGUUUAAAUUCCUCCUUAAUCAGGAAUGUUUAAUCCAGAUUACUUAAGCACCACACAUGCAAUGCAUAUGCCAAAGGUACUUUGAUAAAAUAUAUUAUAUGAGAAUGUGGCAAAUGAUUCAGAAGAGCUUUAUUAACCAAGUUGGGUUAAGAUGGAUAGACAUGUUCUAAGAUUUAGUGGUUAUUUUAAAGAAGCAGUUGUUGAAUCAGCUCUAGAGAAUUACAGAAUUCGCAAAAUAACAAUCUUUUACUAUUUAGAAGAUCACUCUUUAAGUAUUACAGAGCCCAAAUAAGAAAAUAGUGGAGUUCCUCAGGGAGCAUUUCUAAAGAGAUAAAAAGUAGCAGUAUAUUUAUAAUUUAAAGGUUUUAAGAGCUGAUGGAUCAAAGACAUUUAUUAUUCCUGAAGAUUUUAGAAUAAACCAAGAUAUUGAAAUAUUUGGUAAAACAAUUAGAUUAUAUGAUUGUGAUCAAUAUACUAGAGAAUUUUAUGAGGUUUUAAAAUGAUUUUAAUUUUAUUAGGGAAUAGGUUAAUAAUAAGCACCAUCAUUUAAUCCAGGUUGUGAUUCUUUUGAGACUAAAACUAUGACUAAGUAUAUACCAUAAAAAGAUACAGUCAUGAAAGAUUAUCUUGAACAUAAAUUAGGUGGAGGCAAAGUUACAUCAUAAAAAUAAUUUUUAGAAAAUGACAGAAAAGUAAAUUGAUUAUUAUUUAUAUAUAGGUGCUUAAAUUUUAUGUAUUUUCAGAUAUUGAUUAUGUUUUACAUUAUUAUUUGGCUGAUGAUACCAUUGAAAUUAAAGAAAUCAAUUCAGCCAAUUCUGGUAGAGUUCCAUUUCCAAUGAUGUUGAGAAGAUAAAAAUUACCUCGUAAAUUCUCACUCAAUCAACCUGGUCAAACUUAUGCAGAAGAUUUUAUUAGACCAUAAGAUAUUCAAUUUGGAUAACCAUUAAUUAUUUACAACAGAAAGUUUUUAAUUAAAGGUUGUGAUCCAUUUACAAGAUAUUAUUAUUAAGAAAAAUUUAAUGUAGAUUUUCCUUUGGGUGGUUAAGAAGAAUUCUAAUAAGAAUAAAAAUCAAGUAUUUAUAUUAAUUUAUUUAGAUAUCAUUAUACCACCUCAUAAUGGAAUAGGAGAUGAAUAGGAUUCAUUAGGUUACAUAUAUAGACUUUAACCUAUACCUCCAAAAAAAGAUUUCUUUAAAUGGGUUGACAAUCAAGUCAAUUUAAGAUUUUUAGCUAUGUUCAAUACAACAAAACCAGAGGAUAAAGAUAGGUAUGUAUUUCUUAAAAAUAAAAAUAAUAGAGUUUUUGUUAUCACAUUUUUCUUGAAUGAUGAUAGUCUUUUGGUUUAUGAGCCAACUGUAAGAAAUUCAGGAAUCCCAGAUGGUAAAUUUUUGGAGAAACGUAAAUACAAAAAUGUAAACAAUAAUAAUGAAUAUUUUGCUCCUCAAGAUUUAAUUGUAGGAAAUGAAGUUAUAAUAAAUGGAUGGAGAUUUCAGUUGCUUGAUUGUGAUGAAUUCACUAAAAAAUGGUAUGCUGAAAGUUUUAAAUGA